AUAGCGUAUUGAGUUAGCCCAAUGAAAGAUUAGAGCAUGAUUCAUAAACGAUGGGCUCGUUCCUAAACAAAGCUUAAAAUUUGAUUUGUAGAUAAAAACUAGGACUUGGCGUGCGGUAGGUUUGUUCAAGCAUGUCCAAUAACCUGUAAAAAAUGAGUUUCAGCACCCUUCCAUAGGAACAAUGAGUUUUAGUGCCCUUCCAUGUCACAAUUCAACAAGACUUGUGCAUCCUAACUAGUCUAGGGUCAUUGAGACUAGGGUAUUGCCAACCAUUGGAGGAGGGGCAUGGUGCCGAAACUGUUAACUGGUAUCGUGAAUAUGUCAGAUUUGUUAGAGUUUUGGAAGGAAAAUUCAAAAUUUUUCUUCGCUCUUGAGAUCUCUAAAAUCAUCUCGAAUUUAGUCCCACAUUGUAAAGGGACAAUCCAAGCAGGUUUUAAGUAAAUCAAUUUAAAAUUAUUAUCCUUAUCAUAUAGUUUAUAUAAAUUCAAAGUUUAUCGAAACUAAUAUUUAAACACCUCCGUUUCGUGAAACUCUCUUUAUGGAAGGACUCUUGUAACAAGAUCAACUCAUGACCCAACUUGUUUAGGUAUAGCUUGAUCUUGAUUUUUCGGUUCUGUGAUUGUGAUUGGGUCUAAAAUAUGAUCCAUUCGGGUCUAAAAUGUGAUUGGGUCUGCAGGGGAAAAGCGCCGCGUCCAAAGGGUGAUCCAACUAUUUCUCCUACAUUCUCUGCUUUGCACUAUACGCCCUGCUCAUCACCUUCUCUUCACCCAUUUCUCUCUCUUUCCUUCCUUCCUCUCUCAAACACACGCAGACCUUGAGAUAAUAAAAAGAAGAAAGAAAAAGAAGUUACCACCAGUGGUACCCUGGUAAGGCUGUAAGAAAAGAUGGGGGAAGUGACACCAGAGAUGGAGAGGAUGUUCCAGCGCUUCGACACCAACGGCGACGGGAAGAUCUCAUUGGCCGAGCUCGGGGAAGCCCUCCUCACCCUCGGCUCCACCUCCGCUGAUGAUGUCCAGCGCAUGAUGGCGGAGAUCGACACCGAUGGCGAUGGCUACAUCGACUUCAACGAGUUCUCCGCCUUCUGCCGCGCCAACCCCGGUCUCAUGAAGGAUGUUGCUAAGGUGUUCUAGAUUCCUUCUUUUCUUAAUUCUUUCUUUCUUUUCUUUUCUUUUCUUUUCUUCCUUUCUUUUUCUUUGAGUUUUCGUAUAUCUUGUUUCUAUUGAGAAGUCUCUGUGGCCUUCUACGUUGCCAUGCAUAUUUUAUUAAUUGUGUAAUGAUGAUUAUUAACUUAAUGUGCAAUUCGUGAUAAAACAUUUGAAAAUGUGGUUUAUGUAGUAUCUAUGUA
This is a messenger RNA of Elaeis guineensis (African oil palm), 1345 nucleotides long. RefSeq names its product polcalcin Phl p 7-like. NCBI's taxonomy places the organism in Eukaryota, Viridiplantae, Streptophyta, Magnoliopsida, Arecales, Arecaceae. Gene Ontology annotation, molecular function: calcium ion binding. The record is from RefSeq and is a predicted model, not a curated record.